AUCUCGAACCCGGGAACUCUAUGUAGAUGACUCACCCCUGGAACUGAUGGUGAGGGCAUUGGAUGCUGAAGGAAAUACUUUUAGUAGUUUGGCAGGGAUGGUGUUUGAGUGGAACAUUGCCCAGGAUAACGAGUUAGCAAGAGAAGAACUGUCGAGCAAAAUUAGGAUUCUCAAAUACUCUGAAGCAGAAUAUUCUCCCCCAGUGUAUAUAGCUGAGAUGGAAAAAGAAGAAAAACAAGGAGAUAUGAUUUUGGUGUCUGGGAUUAGAACUGGCGCUGCUGUUGUAAAAGUUCGAAUUUAUGAACCAUUCUAUAAGAAAGUGGCAGCUGCAUUGAUACGUCUGCUUGUUUUGGAGAAUAUAUUUCUAAUACCAUCUCAUGAUAUCUAUCUCUUAGUAGGAGCAUACAUUAAAUACCAAGUUGCAAAAAUGGUUCAGGGAAGAAUGACAGAGGUGAACUUUCCACUGGAGCAUUAUACAUUGGAAUUGCAAGACCAUAAAGUUGCAUAUAAUGAGUCUCAUUCUGGGAAAGUGGCUUUACUGGAUGAGAAAACAGCCACAGUGACUGCAGUCCAACUGGGCCAAACUAAUCUUGUUUUUGUCCAUAAAAAUGUCCAUAUGCGAUCUGUGUCUGGACUCCCAAAUUGCACCAUAUAUGUUGUAGAGCCUGGAUUUCUAGGUUUCACCGUCCAACCUGGAGACAGGUGGAGUCUAGAGGUGGGACAGGUGUAUGUCAUUACGGUCGAAGUGUUCGAUAAAAGCAGCACGAAGGUUUAUAUUUCAGAUAAUCUCAGGAUUAUGCAUCAGUUUCCAAAGGAAUACUUUGAAGAGCAGCUAACCACUAUUAAUGGAUCUUACCAUGUAGUAAAAGCCCUGAAAGAUGGUGUUGCAGUGGUAAAUGCAUCCCUGACUUCCAUCAUUUACCAGAGUAAAGGUAUGCAGCCUGUACAAUUUCCAGUCAAACACCAGCAAGAAGUGAAGAUUUAUUUUCCCAUCAAGCUUACACCCGUCUUUAUAGCAUUUCCUCAUCAGCCUAUGGGAAUAUUAUAUCGUUAUACAGUACAGGUAGAAGGUGGUAGUGGCAACUUCACAUGGACCUCUUCUAAUGAAACAGUGGCCAUGGUAACCACUAAAGGAAUGGUGACUGCAGGUCAGGUCAGGGGGAACAGCACUGUUUUGGCCAGAGAUGUACAAAAUCCCUUUCGAUAUGGAGAAAUUAAGAUCUAUGUCCUGAAACUGAACAAAAUGGAACUGUUACCAUUUCAUGCUGAUGUGGAGAUUGGCCAGAUUAUAGAAAUCCCCAUUGCAAUGUAUCAUGUAAAUAAAGAGACCAAAGAGGCAAUUGCAUUCACAGACUGCUCUCAUUUAUCCUUGGAUCUCAACAUGGAUAAGCAAGGAGUCUUUACUCUUCUUAAAGAAGGUACGCAAAAGCCUGGACCAAUGCACUGUUCCAGUACAUAUAUAGCAGCCAAAUCUGUAGGCCAUACCCUGGUAACUGUGAGUGUGACACAAUAUGAAAAGUACUUAGAGAGCAGUGCCACAUUUGCUGCUUAUGAACCCCUAAAGGCUAUAAACCCCAUGGAAGUGGCACUGGUGACAUGGCAGUCUGUGAAGGAAAUGGUAUUUGAAGGAGGACCUCGUCCUUGGAUCUUAGAGCCCUCCCGAUUCUUUUUGGAACUGAGCACGGAGAAGGCAGAGAAGAUUAUAAUAACACAAGUCCGACUGCCAGCUAAGAGAAAACAGAACCAGUACGUCUAUCGGGUCCUGUGCCUGGAUUUAGGGGAACAAGUUCUGACAUUCCGAAUUGGAAAUCAUCCAGGUGUCCUGAACCCUAGUCCAGCUGUAGGGGCUGUACAGGUGCACUUCAUAUGUGCCCACCCUGCCAGCAUGUCGGUAACACCAGUAUAUGAGGUGCCAACUGGUGCCCAGCCGUGUCCUCUGCCACAACACAACAAACAACUGAUUCCUGUAUCAAGCCUGAGGGACACAGUCCUGGAACUGGCAGUCUUUGAUCAACACAGGAGGAAGUUUGAUAAUUUCAGUUCACUAAUGCUAGAAUGGAAAUCCUCUAAUGAAACACUAGCCCAUUUCGAAGAUUAUAAGUCAGUGGUUAUGGUAGCAAAGGAUGAUGGCAGUGGGCAGACCCGGCUACAUGGUCGUCAGAUCCUUAAAGUACAUCAGAUAAAAGGGACUGUACUCAUUGGAGUCAAUUUUGUGGGCUAUUCAGAGAAGAAAAGUCCAAAGGAACUUUCCAACUUGCCCAGAUCUGCAACUGUGGAGCUGCUCCUGGUGGAUGAUGUAACUGUACUUCCAGAGAAUGCCACCAUCUACAACCACCCUGAUGUAAAGGAAAUAUUUAGCCUUGUGGAAGGAUCUGGUUAUUUUUUAGUCAACAGCAGUGAGCAGGAUAUUGUUACCAUCACUUACAUGGAAGCAGAAAGCUCUGUUCAGUUAGUUCCAGUACAUCCUGGAUUUCUCACUUUGGAAGUCUAUGAUCUGUGCUUGGCUUUCUUGGAUCCAGCAAUGGCUCAUCUCAGGGUGUCAGACAUACAAGAGUUGGAGCUCGAUCUGAUUGAUAAGGUUGAGAUAGGUAAAACUGUGUUAGUGACUGUGAGGGUUCUUGGCUCUUCCAAACGCCCAUUCCAAAAUAAAUACUUCAAAAACAUGGAGCUCAAAUUGCAGUUGGCUUCUGCCAUUGUCACCCUGACGCUGAUGGAGGAACAGGAUGAAUACUCUGAAAAUUAUAUCCUUCGAGCUGUCACCAUUGGGCAAACCACACUUGUGGCUAUUGCCAGGGACAAAAUGGGGAGAAAAUUCACAUCAGCUCCUCGUCAAAUUGAAGUGUUUCCUCCAUUCAGGCUUGUACCAGAGAAAAUGACACUGAUUCCAACCAACAUGAUGCAGGUAAUGUCCGAAGGUGGCCCCCAGCCCCAAUCUAUCAUUCACUUCUCCAUUAGUAAUCAGACUGUGGCUGUUGUUAAUAGGAGGGGGCAAGUUACAGGGAAGAUGGUUGGCACAGCUGUGGUCCAUGGUACUAUCCAGACAGUAAAUGAAGAUACUGGCAAAGUCAUUGUGUUUUCCCAGGAUGAAGUGCAGAUUGAAGUUGUUCAGCUAAGGGCUGUUAGGAUCCUUGCAGCUGCAACUCGACUCAUCACAGCUACUGAGAUGCCAGUUUAUGUCAUGGGAGUGACCAGUACCCAGACCCCUUUCUCCUUCAGCAGUGCCAACCCUGGGCUCACAUUCCACUGGUCCAUGAGCAAACGAGAUGUAUUGGAUCUAGUGCCCAGGCAUUCAGAGGUUUUUCUACAGCUCCCAAUAGAGAAUAACUUUGCCAUGGUUGUCCACACAAAAGCAGCUGGUCGGACCAGUAUCAAAGUCAUUGUCCGUUGUAUGAACAGUUCCUCUGGGCAGUUUGAGGGGAAUUUGUUGGAACUAUCUGAUGAAGUUCAGAUCCUGGUGUUUGAAAAACUCCAACUUUUUAAUCCAGAGUGCCAAGCAGAACAGAUUUUGAUGCCUAUGAAUUCUCAGCUCAAACUCCAUACCAACAGGGAAGGGGCUGCCUUUGUGAGUUCACGUGUUCUCAAGUGUUUCCCUAAUUCAUCUGUCAUCGAGGAGGAUGGUGAAGGGCUCCUGAAGGCUGGUUCCAUUGCAGGUACUGCCGUGUUGGAAGUCACUUCUGUAGAACCUUUUGGAGUCAACCAAACAACCAUAACUGGAGUUCAGGUAGCACCAGUAACAUACCUGCGAAUGAGCAGCCAACCCAAGCUGUACACAGCCCAAGGAAGGACCCUAUCAGCCUUUCCCUUGGGCAUGUCUCUCACCUUCACUGUUCAGUUUUAUAGUAGCAUCGGAGAGAAAUUCCACACACACAAUACCCAGCUUUAUCUGGCUCUCAACAGAGACGACCUCCUCCUUAUUGGACCAGGAAACAGGAACUACACUUACAUGGCUCAGGCUGUGAACAGAGGAGUGACACUUGUAGGCCUCUGGGACUGGAGACAUCCAGGCAUGGCAGAUUAUAUUCCUGUUGCUGUAGACCAUGCCAUUGAGCCAGACACCAAGCUUACCUUUGUUGGAGAUGUUAUCUGCUUCAGUACUCACCUCGUCAACCAGCAUGGUGAAUCUGGGCUAUGGAUGAUUUCUGCUGACAACAUUCUACAAACAGACAUUGUCACUGGGGUAGGAGUAGCCAGGAGUCCAGGAAUAGCUACAAUCUUCCAUGACAUCCCAGGAGUAGUGAAAACAUACCGAGAGGUGGUGGUCAAUGCAUCAUCAAGAUUAACUCUGAGUUAUGACCUCAAGACUUAUCUCACCAAUACCCCCAAUUCAACUGUGUUCAAGCUUUUCAUCACCACUGGCAGAAAUGGUGUCAAUCUUAAAGGAUCCUGUACCCCAGGUCAGGCCUUGGCCAUUACAACAAUACUUCUUCCAGAGACCCUCAUGCUGUGCCACGUACAGUUCAGUAACACCUUGCUAGACAUUCCAGCAAGUAAAGUUUUUCACAUCCAAUCAGAUUUCAACAUAGAGAAAGGAGUUUAUAUCUGCUUAAUCAAAGUUCGACCCCAGUCAGACGAGCUGCUUCAGGCCCUCAGCAUAGCUGAUACCUUAGUCUAUGGGUGGGCCACACUUGUCAGUGAACGUACCAAGAAUGGAAUGCAAAGAAUCCUCAUUCCUUUCAUACCGGCCUUUUACAUCAACCAGUCAGAAUUGGUUUUUAGCCACAAAAAAGACAUCGGGGAGAUAAGAGUACAGGGAGUGGAUCGAGUUCUUGAGAAGUUAGAGGUCUUUCCCAGCUCCCCAGUUCUAGUGGUCUCUGGCCGUAGGCACUCUCCCCUCACACCUGGCCUGGCCAUCUACCCAGUAAGAGUAGUCAACUUCACUUCCCUCCAGCAGAUGGCAUCACCUGUUUUCAUCAACAUUUCCUCUGUGCUCACCAGUCAAAGUGAGGCUGUGCUGGUGAGAGCAAUGAAGGAUAAGCCUGGUGCAGAUCAAUGUGAAGACUCAGGUGUCCUCCAGCAACUUACUCGUUCUUACCAGAUCCUCCUCUUUACCCUCUUCGCAGUGUUAGCAUCAACAGCUUUCAUCUUUCUGGCAUACAAUGCCUUCCUAAACAAGAUACAGACAGUUCCAGUUGUUUAUGUACCAACUCUAGGAACAACACAGCCAGGUUCUUAUUCUUCUACACACUCUACCCCUCCCUUCUUGAGUCCACAACCUCCAGUGGCCCAGAGUCGACUACAGCAUUGGUUAUGGAGUAUAAGACACUAAACUGCGUUUGGCCAAGUCAACUUACCUGUAGCAGAAUGGAGAUUUCUAAACCUAGAGCAGCAAUUUCUACACUCGUAAGCCCUAAAUGAGGCUGACUUGCAAAUAAAGGAUUC
Molecule: messenger RNA, 5379 nt
Organism: Choloepus didactylus (southern two-toed sloth)
Lineage: Eukaryota; Metazoa; Chordata; Mammalia; Pilosa; Megalonychidae
Gene: NUP210L
Product: nucleoporin 210 like
Exons: 38
Coding region: 47-5266 (1739 amino acids)
Cellular component (GO): nuclear pore
Source: RefSeq, a predicted model, not a curated record